UGUGCGGCGCCCCGCCUUCUGCCCAAAUUGAUCUCUUCAUUACGCUCAAGUAACCAACAUGUCAGGGUGGGAGUCUUAUUACAAAAAUCAGGGUGAUGAGGAAGAAGAAGAUCAAGAGGAGGGCCUUGAAGAAGGUGGAGAUUAUAAAUAUUCAGGAAGAGAUAGUUUGAUUUUUUUGAUUGAUGCUUCUGAGGCCAUGUUUGAAACUCAGGAUGAAGAUGAGUUGACUCCUUUUGACAUGAGCAUCCAGUGUAUCCGGAGUGUAUACACCAGUAAGAUCAUAAGCAGUGAUCGAGAUCUCUUGGCAGUGGUGUUCUAUGGUACCAAGAAGGACAAAAAUUCAGUGAAUUUCAAAAAUAUUUACGUCUUGCAGGAAUUGGAUAAUCCAGGUGCUAAACGAGUGCUAGAGCUUGACCGCUUUAAGGGGCAGGAGGGGAAGAAACAUUUCCAAGACCUAAUUGGCCAUGGAUCUGACUACUCCCUAAGUGAAGUACUGUGGGUCUGCGCCAACCUCUUUAGUGAUGUCCAGUUCAAGAUGAGCCAUAAGAGGAUCAUGCUUUUCACCAAUGAAGAUGACCCCCAUGGCAAUGACAGUGCCAAAGCCAGCAGGGCCAGGACCAAAGCUGGGGAUCUCCGUGACACAGGUAUCUUCCUUGACUUGUUGCACCUAAGGAAACGUGGGGGCUUUGACAUAUCCUUGUUCUACAGAGAUAUUAUCAGCAUAGCAGAGGAUGAGGACAUAGGGGUUCACUUUGAGGAGUCGAGCAAGCUCAAAGACCUGUUGAGGAAGGUUCGCGCCAAGGAGACCAGGAAGCGCGUGCUCUACAGGUUGAAGCUUAAGCUCAACAAAGAUGUAGCGCUCACUGUUGGCAUUUAUAAUAUGGUCCAGAAGGCUCUCAAACCUUCUCCAGUGAGGCUUUAUCGGGAAACAAAUGAACCAGUGAAAACCAAGACCCGGACAUUUAAUGUAAAUACAGGCAGUUUGCUUUUGCCUAGCGACACCAAGAGGUCCCAGACCUAUGGGAGUCGUCAGAUUGUAUUAGAGAAAGAGGAAACAGAAGAGCUUAAACGGUUUGAUGAACCAGGUUUGAUUCUCAUCGGUUUCAAGCCCUUGAUAAUGCUGAAGAAGCACCAUUACCUGAGGCCCUCCCUGUUCGUGUACCCCGAGGAGUCCCUGAUAAAUGGGAGCUCAACCCUAUUCAGUGCUCUACUCACCAAGUGUCUGGAGAAGGAGGUCAUGGCAGUGUGCAGAUACACACCCCGCCAGAAUGUCCCCCCUUGUUUUGUGGCCUUGAUGCCACAGGAAGAGGAGCUGGAUGACCAGAAAAUUCAGGUGACUCCCCCAGGCUUCCAGCUCAUCUUCUUGCCCUAUGCUGAUGACAAACGGAAGGUGCCCUUUACUGAAAAAGUCAUGGCAAACCCAGAGCAGAUAGACAAGAUGAAGGCUAUUGUUCAGAAGCUCCGCUUCAAGUACAGAAGUGACAGCUUUGAGAACCCAGUGCUGCAGCAGCACUUUAGGAACAUGGAGGCCUUGGCUUUGGAUUUGAUGGAGCCCGAACAAGCCGUGGAUCUGACACUGCCCAAGGUUGAAGUAAUGGACAAAAGACUGGGCUCCCUGGUGGAUGAGUUUAAGGAACUUGUCUACCCACCAGAUUACAAUCCUGAGGAAAAAGUUCCCAAGCGAAAACAAGGUGAUGAAAAUUCUGGAAGCAAAAGGCCCAAGGUGGAGUUAUCUGAAGAGGAGCUGAAGGCCCACGUCAGCAAGGGCACACUGGGUGCUGGUGACGCGCGGCCAAUGAUUGGACGAAACGGCCUGCGCAUGCGCGCUGCAGACCUCGCGGCUAGGAGCCGCGGCGGGUAGGGAAGGGCAGGGAGGUGCAUCCGGCAGGGAGGUGCAUCCGCCUCUGAACAGCCAGCGGCGGGGGCGGGGGUGGGGCAAGAGCUGGAGAGCACGGAUGGAUGUUUGGCCAAAACUGCACCAAACAAGCAUAUGUGCAUAGGUGCAUAUGCCUCCUGGCUGAAUGCAGAGGGAACAUCUGUAAUUUUUUUUUAAAAUAUUUAUUUGGUUGCGCUGGGUCUUAGUUGCAGCUUGGGGGCUCCUUAGUUGCAGCUCACCGGCUCCUUAGUUGUGGCAUGUGAACUCUUAGUUGCGGCAUCCAUGUGGGAUCUAGUUCCCUGACCAGGGAUCAAACCCCAGUCCCAUGCACUGGGAGCGUGGAGUCUUAACCACUGUGCCACCAGGGAUGUCCCUUAAUGUUUAGUUUUUUUUGUCCUGUUUUGUUUUUUAAAUUUUUAUUUUUUGGCUGCGUUGGGUCUUCGUUACUGCACGAGGGCUUUCUCUAGUUGCACCAAGCAGGGGCUACUCUUCAUUGUGGCGUGCAGGCUUCUCAUUGCAGUGGCUUCUCAUUGUGGAACACGGGCUCUGGGCACACGGGCUUCAAUAGUUGCGGCACGCAGUUCAGUAGUUGUGGCACUCAGUAGUUAUGGCUCACGGGCUCAGUAGCUGUGCCUCGGGGGCUCUAGAGCACAGGCUCAGUAGUUGUGGUGCACGGGCUUAGUUGCUCUGCAGCAUGUGGGAUCUUCCCAGACCAGGGCUCAAACACAUGUCGCCUGCAUUGGCAGGCAGGGAAGUCCUGUAAUGUUUAGAUGUAAUGUCUUAUUAAAAAAUUAGAAGAAAAGUAACGCAGGACCAUGAAAUCUGGGAGAGAUUAGUCAUCCACUUCCUCUCCCUCCCCCUCAAACAGAAAUUCCAACCUCAAAUCCGUUUUGGAGGGAAAGCACACACCUGUUAUUCUCGACCAGCAGCUAUGAUGACUAUCCAGCCUUUCUGGUUUGAGCCCAAACUAUCCCUGAAUGUGUAAUCUUCAUUGUAACUGACUGCCUCAUAUAUGAAAGCCAGUCCUACCUAGAAUUUACUUCUGGGUACUCAAGCAGCUGGGACCCUCUCACCUGUGGGCCCUGCUAGCACUUCCGGCAUUCUUUGUCACCAGAGCAAUUUUGACAUGGUCAUAUUUAUUGCUGCUGUUUUGACAAGACUGCCUCAGCUUUUCUUCAUCUACCUCCCAACCUUAGUUGUCUAUUGCUGUGUAACAAAUUACCCCCAAAACUGUUGGCUUGAAAACAACAAUAACCACAUAUUCUCUCACCAUUUUUGUAGAUAAGGAAUUUGGGAAAGAAGAGGCUGGGUGGUGCUGGCUUGAAGUCAAUCAUGAGGCUACAUUCAAGAUGUUGCCCAGGGCUGCUGUCAGCUGAAAGCUUGACUGAGGCUGGAGGAUCCACUUGCAGGGAGGCUGUAUUAAUCACGUUUUUUAUUUUCUGUAUUUUAUGUUUUGACAUAAGCUGCGGGGCCUUACAAAUGGAUGGAGAGACUGCUCCUCCCAGGGCUAGGUAGUUACUAAAGACAGUUAAAAACUUACUUGGGAGCAUACCUCUCACACAAGCCAAGCACCUCCUUUAUCUACGUCACACACCAAGCCAGUAUUGCCCUUGCCUUAAAUUAUCAGGGCAGGGUGCCAGGCAACUAGAGACCACCCUUAUAGCCCAAAGCCCACCAGAAUUGUUCAAACUAGCCAAUCCUAAGCUGUUUACUCUGCCCUGCCUUGCCUUUGCCAAAGAAACCCCAAUAAAGGCUGUGGCCUAAGCUUUCCCCUUGCUCCUGCUUCUGCUGCCUGACCAAAACCUGGUGUUUUCCCUGUGGUCCUGCAUGGCACACCGGCACCCUUCUCUUGGGAAAAGUAAUAAAUUCUUCUUUCAGUAGUA
Lagenorhynchus albirostris (white-beaked dolphin) is the source of this 3759-nucleotide messenger RNA. RefSeq names its product X-ray repair cross complementing 6 (gene XRCC6). Gene Ontology annotation, molecular function: telomeric repeat DNA binding; DNA helicase activity; damaged DNA binding. The record is from RefSeq and is a predicted model, not a curated record. NCBI's taxonomy places the organism in Eukaryota, Metazoa, Chordata, Mammalia, Artiodactyla, Delphinidae. Gene Ontology annotation, cellular component: nucleus; Ku70:Ku80 complex. The transcript has 14 exons. Gene Ontology annotation, biological process: double-strand break repair via nonhomologous end joining; cellular response to X-ray; cellular response to gamma radiation. Bases 59 to 1861 code for a protein of 600 amino acids.